GAUAAUUAUAGAGAAGCUAGUUAUAUUGCUCUUCUUCUAACCUUUAAUAUUCCACUAUGGUUGGUCUGGAUAAUAGCUUCAGUCAUUCUACCAGAUUCAUAUCAUAAUGUCUGUUUUGGAUUUGGUCUUCUUGCAACCUGCAUAAUUACAUUUAUAACAAUGUUUCUACCAAAAUCCCGACAGAUGACGGCUAUGGGACGAGAGGGGGUUUUUAUAGAGGACCAUGAUGAGGAUGUAUCUGAUGAAAGAAUAGAUACACAAUAUCAUCAAUACAGAACUGUGAAACCAAAACCCCUGGGAUCUGUGUUCUCGAAGUGGGAAAAUCAAAAUGAUGCAGUUUAUCAAAAUGGUUCCUAUCUAGGUUUUCAUCGCCCCCUUGGGGUAAUACCCCCCUCCUCCUCUCCGCCUUCUUACAGACACGCCCCUGGUCCCUGGUCAGACAGCCCCCCUCAAUAUCAGGAUAUAGAACUGUUCUGA
Molecule: messenger RNA, 477 nt
Organism: Eurytemora carolleeae
Lineage: Eukaryota; Metazoa; Arthropoda; Copepoda; Calanoida; Temoridae
Exons: 6
Coding region: 160-477 (105 amino acids)
Source: RefSeq, a predicted model, not a curated record